Messenger RNA from Diabrotica virgifera virgifera (western corn rootworm), 1628 nucleotides. RefSeq lists its product as uncharacterized. Lineage: Eukaryota; Metazoa; Arthropoda; Insecta; Coleoptera; Chrysomelidae. The record is from RefSeq and is a predicted model, not a curated record. The transcript has 3 exons. The coding region runs from base 584 to 1567 and encodes 327 amino acids.
AUUUGUCACAUGUCACUUUGAAAUGGAGUUACGCAAAAUGUGAAGUUUCUAGAGAGAAAAAAAUGUUUUAAACUUUGGCAAAUAUGGAGACUAUAUCUGUAAACAUUAAACCAGAACUGGAAGAAUGCAGAAUGCAUGUUUGAAAAUAAUUGCACAGAGGAUUCUUUAUCCUCGUAUAUAUUAAAAUAGAAGAACACGUGUUACAAUGUGAAAUAAAUAGUCCAUUUACCCAUUUCCCAUCAUCAGUAAUCAAGAAGUUAAAACAGAAAUUAAAAAAGAAUUGGAUGAACAUAAUUUAGGAGUAAAUCAUGGGUGUGAAAUUCGAUUUAAAAGAACCGAUCCAAAAGAUUUAGACUCAGACGAAGAUGUAAAAUUACCGAUAGGGGCUUCAGCUGAGAUACAUCAUGAAAAGCAUUGUGGAACUAUGGAAACAUCAAAAUCACUGUCCAACAUUUGUAAACGAAAUUUCUAGUAGGGUAGAAAAAAUCAUCACAAUGGCGUUAAAUGAAACAGCACAUAACGCAAGCAAUGAAACAGCAGCAGAUGAACCCAACUUGAUCACUCCUGAAUAAAUGUUAAUGAUAUGAUGUACCAUGUGCCUUACGAAUUUGAAGUCAUUAACGACGAGGAAAACAACUUUAUUCAAGAUCCCUUUGAUACUCAGGGUAUUAACGUUGACUUGCUGUCCUCUGAAGUAAGAUACGAAACUCUGUCAACAGUCAACUUAAACAUUUCCAGCGAAUUAUUAUCUGAAAGUAGUGUGGAUAAAACUUAUGAAUCCACACAACAACAUGAAAAUUUAGAAGAGCUUGAAGAUGAUUGUGAUCCUGAGUUUAUACCACCCGAAAAAGAAGCUCAUCAAGAGGACGACUCGGAAUACUCAGAUGAAGAACAAAAUGAAAACAAUCCAGAUACGAGAACAGCUGAAAGUAGAAGGAAGAAAAAAGCCAAUAGUGAAUUAUGGGAUAAAAACGUUAACAAAAGAAAAAGAAUGAUGGGAGAAGAGUAUGUUGGAUACACAAGAUCUAAAGACGGGACGGUUAAACACGAUACUAAAAGAAACAAAAGAAUGCUCGGACCUAUAUGUAAUUCAGUUUUUUGUAAAAAAGCAGCAAAUCGUUUUUGCCUAAGACUGUCUGAAGAAAUACGACAAACUAUUUUUGAGAAAUUUUGGAGUAUGUCCUGGGAACAGAAAAGGUUAUAUGUUUUGCACAUGACCACCUACACUGAAAAAAAGAGAACCUAUACAAAAAAUCCAUCCAGGAGAAAGGGAACAUUUCAAUACUAUUUGCAAAUUGAAGACGGGAAACAUCAGGUGUGCAAGCAAACAUUUCUUGGUACGUUAGGUAUAAAAGAACGUAUGGUAAGGCACUGGGUCAAUGAAGGGUCUAUGUUUGAAACACAAAGUAGUCAAGACGACAAAAACAAAAAUAAGACUAAGAAGAAAGAUACGUCGGUACAUUCAGUAGAACAAAAUAGAAAGCUGGAACAGUUGCGCGUAUUUCUAGAUGUUUGCAUAAAAUUGAAAGCCACUACUGCCGUAAAAAGUCGAACAAAUUAUAUCUAGAGGAAGAUUUCAAAUCAAAAACCGACAUAUUUCAACUAUAUAAAAAUAAAUGUUUAGACUA